AUGAUGCGGUAUAUGUUUCUAUGCGCUUUGUCGGCUUUAAUUCAAAAUGCCACUGCGGGAGGUGAAUCCCGAAACUUCGAAGUUGCUUAUCCAAAGCUUCUUGAAAGCAGGGGCAUUUCGAGUGAAAAAGUGAUCCACAUUAAAGAAGGCUUAACACUUAACUUAGAAAAGUGUUCAAUACUCUCAGAAAACUUGGUUCUAACAGACCUCAGUGGCAAGGAGCCAGUUGUAACUCCGAUGAACGGAAAAUAUAUGGAACGUAACCUGUACCAUGACAAAGAGAAAAUGGCGGCGGUUGAGGUGAAGGAGGAGAAUGGAGCUGUGGAAGUGAGUGGUGUCAUCAGCGACACUCUGAGGAUAGUUCCUCGUCACCUUAUGGCUCGAGCUGAAGACGGGUCCAUCGCACACAAGAUUUUCGAAGUGGAUGCACCAGCUCAGCGUGGACAUGACUACAUUGAAACAAGGAACAUUCAACUGGAAGAGCGAUUGAAUGGACGUAAUUUAAGCACCCCGAAACAAGUACAAGUUCCAGACCCAUUUUUGAUUGAAACACUGAUUGUCGUCGACAAGCGCUUUUACAAAAACUUUGAUAACGAUACACAGCUUGUAACAUAUCUCGCGACUUCUUUGGCAACGGCGAACAUCAGAUAUUCAAACGCAAGCAACCCAAAAGUGCAACUGCUCAUCGUAAAUAUAACUAAGGACCCGGGGUCAGAUUUUCUGCGAUAUAUUUCAGUUUCAAAUCCAUCCAAGGUCUAUGCCGCAGUUCGCACAACAUUACCCCAGUUUGCUAAGAAAUACAGGAGCGCCUUGUGCGACGCAGCGAUGCUCGUCACAGGGUGGAAGCUCGCCAAAAAAAAUGGUUCAGAUGUUAACGAGCGUGUAAAAGGUCGCGCAUUCCUUGGCGGACUCUGCAAAGAACAAUCGCGUUUCGGUAUAGUGGAAGAUGUCGCUCAUACAUACUCCAUGGUUUCUGCUGCUGCUCACGAAAUGGGACACAUACUCGGAAUGCCUCACGAUGGGGACAUUCCAUCCUACCAUGUUCCAAACGUGACAUGGGAACAAUGUUCGGCGACGUCGGGAUAUCUCAUGGCACCUUCACUUCUCGGCAAAAAUGAAGCUUUUUUUUCCCACUGUUCUCUGCAACACAUGAGGGUUUUUCUAGGACGUCAGACGGAAGAAUGUUACGAAGUGAAGUCGAAGAAAGCCUUCCAAGCACCUGGCCAACUGCCGGGCGUGGGACUGAACAUGACAGCUUUAUGCAAGAGGCUACAUCCUCACGUCCCUGGAAUAAAGGGCGUACCUAUUCCGAAACAUGACGAGAAUUGUGAAUUCUUGUGUGCAUGGAAAAUUAACAAUUCCAUGCAUGCCUUCAUUCAACGCCAUGUAGAUGGAAUGCCCUGUGGCAAGGGCAGGAUAUGUUUCAGAGACAAGUGUGGGAAUUACAGCACUGAUCUGCCUCAGCUACCGACUUUGCCUACACCCCAAACAACCACAACAACGAUAACGACCACUACAGACAAUUCUUAUUACGAUGAUGAAGAUGAAGGCUCAAAUUAG
This is a messenger RNA of Ixodes scapularis (black-legged tick), 1560 nucleotides long. Its product is annotated as venom metalloproteinase antarease-like TtrivMP_A. Gene Ontology annotation, molecular function: metalloendopeptidase activity. The coding region runs from base 1 to 1560 and encodes 519 amino acids. The record is from RefSeq and is a predicted model, not a curated record. NCBI's taxonomy places the organism in Eukaryota, Metazoa, Arthropoda, Arachnida, Ixodida, Ixodidae. Gene Ontology annotation, biological process: membrane protein ectodomain proteolysis. The transcript has 14 exons.